Ectocarpus sp. CCAP 1310/34 is the source of this 2077-nucleotide messenger RNA. The record is from the annotation of a GenBank genome assembly. Lineage: Eukaryota; Phaeophyceae; Ectocarpales; Ectocarpaceae.
GCACACACACGGGACAGGAGGGCGACAGAGAGGGGGGAAGAAUGCUGCGAUGCUGCGUCUGGCGGCUAGGAGAGCUGCUGCUGCUUCUCCUGCCUUCUUACGCUUGGUGGAGGCCAGGACCAGGGGUCAACUGGGAUGUGAUGGAGACUCUCUGGUACGACUCCGAGGGCUAGCGCGGGAGUGGAAGUGUUCGACCUCGAUCUGUUCGGCAAACGUGGAGUCCGCCGACAUGCUGUCCCUCUUACACAGCGGCAUCGUGGUGAUCUGCUACUUCUCCGCCGGCACCUAUGAGGAAUAUAGAGACGACGAGGCCGACUUCCCGCGGUCCGCGCUGGGUAACCGUGUUGAGCAUUCCGUCGGCACUUGGUGGAUCAACAUCAAUGACGAGGACAUCAAGCCCGUCAUGGAGGGCCGGCUAGACCUGGCUUCCGAGAAGGGGUGUGACGCGGUGGAUCCGGACUUCAUGGAGUCGUACACCUUCUCGGCGGACGAAACCGGGUGGAACAUCACUGCUGACGAGCAGCUGGAGUACAACAAGUGGAUCGCGGACCAGGCGCACGCGCGAAAUUUAUCGGUGGGGCUUAAGAACGACAGGCUCCAGAUGGAGGAGUUGGAGCCCUGGUUCGACUGGGCGCUGUCCACGGACUGUUACGAUGAGGAAGACUGCGGCUCGUAUGGCCCUUUCGUUACGGCGGGAAAGGCUGUUCUUGACGCUGAGUUCGCGGUACAAGACUUGGGCCUUUGCAACGACACGCUUUGGCAUCCGAUCGACUUCAUCGUAAAGAGUUAUGAGCUGGACGAGCAGCGAUGUAGCUGCGGCUUCCCAGAGACAAACUUCGAGUGCGACGAAGUCCUCGCCGGACACGCGUCGUCGAGCAGCAGCAGCACGGGCGGGGGAACAACUUCUCACACCUCCGGAGGGGGCUCCGCGGCCGGCACCGACGACAGCGGGGAGGGGCAGGGGGGAGACGGGACCCCCACUUGGGUGAUCGUGACCGCGAUAGCGGUAGCGGUGCUUGCGGGGAUGAUGGCCUACGGGGCGAUGGUGUGGAGGAGGAGACGGGGGAAGGACAAGAAGGUGGAGGGCGUGGACGAUUUUUGUGACUCAUGACGAUUGGAUCUCUCCUUUGUUGAGGCUAUUUUUUUUUUUUUCGUCGCGUUGUAUUUCUUGAGGAUCUCGUUUUUUGGUGAGUGAGGUGCGGCUUGAUUUUUUUCUAGUGAGGCUGAAUUCUAUUCUUCUGGUGAGAGUGGACGUUUUUGGUUGGAGGGUUUCUGGGCUGAUGUUGAUGUGGGAAGAGACUGAUGCCAAUGUUUGCAGGGCAUCGGGGCGGUGAGCUUCGCGUUUCUCAAUGGAUUUUUGGAGCGAUUUUGCAAAAAUGGUUAGGCUUGAUUUGAUUGGGGUUAGGGUGAGAGGUAGGGUUGCACGGUAGGACCAUCACAGUGACUUUUUUGGCGAACGGUUUGCUGGAACUCGGCGAGGCGGCGGCGUGAUUAACCGAGAACCGUUGUGGGGGUCAGGGGUUGACCUGGUUCUAACUCAAGCGAUGACGCGCUGUGCAGAGGCCUCCGUGAUGUGUGUGCGACCGGCCUGGGGUGUUGGGGUCACGCGGCUAGGCCCUCGCUCAGACGGGGGUAAUAGUCGCCGCUGUGACGGGCGUCUCCACCAAGCGCUGGUUGCAGCUACGGCAUGAAAUAAGGUGGACACCGAGCCGUUGGCGCGGGUGGGGCGGAGUCAUGUUUUGGCAUGCCUUAGCGAGAAGACCACGCUUCCUCGGGAGGGUUGGCACCCAAAGAUCUGGCUCGACGGGCGCAUGUUUUGGGCAUGCCUUCGCGUUUAGAGGACGCGUCCUCGAGAGGCGGGGUGAUGUGUUGCGUCGAGCUAAUGGCUCCCUCGAGGCGCAUGUUUUGCUUGGCGGUGGCGUUUUCAUUGGCCGCCCCGCCGGCUCGUGGAGGGGCGUCUCAUGCUUUCUACCGGCGCACGAGAAAGAAUGGCUAUACGCGUCGUCGUAUCAGCAUGUACAGAUUCUGAAGUGGGUUGUACUGGCUACAGCAGUAGUCUUCCUCGCGUACUUUGGAG